Messenger RNA from Atta colombica, 2315 nucleotides. It is a transcript of the gene Maf1, whose product is annotated as repressor of RNA polymerase III transcription MAF1 homolog. Gene Ontology annotation, cellular component: nucleus. Lineage: Eukaryota; Metazoa; Arthropoda; Insecta; Hymenoptera; Formicidae. The record is from RefSeq and is a predicted model, not a curated record. Gene Ontology annotation, molecular function: RNA polymerase III core binding. Gene Ontology annotation, biological process: negative regulation of transcription by RNA polymerase III.
AUACAUAUACACAUCGUUGACGCGUCUCUAUGUGUGCGGUGAACGCGGGCUGACACCGAGUCGCAAUUAGAGUUUAGAGUUGGUAAACUGGUCGAGCUCGCGCGCGAGGAAGGUCGAGUGCGUUGUCAGAGUUGUUGUGCAGGAGACGCGUUCGACGAGAUCGACAAGUUUCUCAGAAGGAGGCGUACAUUGUUUCUUAUAGUGAUCGUGAUACGUAUCAGCCAUAGCGAAGCGACAAUGUCCGUGAUUAUGGAUUGUUAUCGUCAGUAGCGGGCGCUACGCGUGAGGCACGGUGUCUUUCUCGGCAUACAUAUAUAUAUAUAUAUCCCUCUCUCUCGCACUUUUUCUUCCGAGCGAGAAGAAAGCAGCUCGAGGUUGAAAUCUGACGUCUCCUGUCAAUUCGAAGAACACCGCGAGAAGUUGUCCUUCCGCCUGUGUGCGCGUGUGUGUGUGCGUUCGUUCGCGCGGCCUUCGCCGGAGAGACGAUAAUUUUUUUAUUCCAGAGCUCAAUCUCGUAAUCUCGAAGGAGAAGCGCACCUUUAUUUAUCGACAGAUUCGUCGCGUCUCGCGUCGCGUCAUCGCUCAGUCUCUCUCUCUCUUUCUCUCUCUCUCUCUCUCUCUCUCUCCCCCAUAUAUCGUGUAUUUCUCUGUCUCCCUCUUUCACUCGGCUUCUAUCAAGCGGGCAGUGCACUGUGUUAAGGACUCACCUGUGUACUCCUUUAGGAGUGAAGAGCCUUGAUCUCACGUUCAACAAAGCCCGCUCUGGAACUCGAUCACCUUCCCCUAAAUCCUUAACUAGCUAUCUGUAAUGUGCAAGUACAGCAAGGAAGCCGGGAAGACCACUACGUCGACAAUUAAUCUCGUCCACUCGAAAAGGAAAGGAAUUUUCAUACACAUAAAAGAGAUGUUCAGCAACCCGAUAAGUCAAAGGAGUUAUAGAAGCUUCUUGACGUUUCGCUUGUACUGAACGGCCUAGCUUUUGAGAAUUUGAGCAAAAAAACGUAUCUAAAAUCGCCUGGACAGCGAGUGACAAGGGCUCCAAGAAUCACGAGAUGUCAACGUUGUAAGUCGGGUAAGCCCAAUUGACGGGGAGAUACUGACACAACGCUAGUUUUCCAGCAUUCCAAGGCAGGAGCCACAGUUUACAGUGUAACUAGAAAGAUCGCAGUUGUCAGCAGGAUGAAGCUGCUGGAGAAUACCCAUUUGGAAGCUAUAAACAGUGCCUUGUCCAUCAAGACCGGAGAUAGCAAGAUAAUCGGGAGGAUCGAAAGUUAUUCUUGCAAAAUGACAGCCAAUGACAAGCAAAUGUACAAACGGUACAAUGCAGAGCAGGGUGGUACACCACACGAUUUACAAGCUUUAUCACCACCGCAGACAUCUUUGGGAACAUCUCCAGCUCAGGGAUGCUUGAGUCGUAGCGUUUCCGGUGACGAAGAGGGUCCGCUGUGCGACACGAUCAGCAAAAAAACGUUAUUUUAUCUGAUCGCCACGUUGAAUUCAACCUUUAACCCGGACUAUGAUUUCUCAGAUGCUAAGAGCCACGAGUUCAGCAAGGAACCAAGUCUACAGUGGGUAAUGAAUGCAGUGGAUGGUAAUCUCAACGCUACCGCGGGCGAUCAUUAUCGAUCAUUACGUUCCGCUCUUUGGGCGGCUGUUGACAAAGAGAUAUCAUUGCAUGGGUGUGAUAUUUACAGUUACAAUCCAGACUUCGCGUCAGAUCCUUUUGGGGAAGACGGAUGUCUGUGGUCCUUCAAUUAUUUCUUCUACAACAAAAAGCUGAAGCGCAUCGUAUUUUUCACGUGCAGAGCGAUAAACCCUCUCUACGUGCCGGAUUCCGGAGUUGGUAGUGACUUCGCCAUGGAUGAAGAUGACGAAGAUGUAGUAAAGUUAACCAAACUGAAAAUAACUAGUGAUCCUGACGGCUUUCAUCCUGUUUCUUAUCAUGCUCGCGCGUGUUUAAUGCUUGACGUUUGAGCGUACGUCAGUGCACUUCUAUCUGAAUGUUUAGCAGUAUUUCGUAAGUGUCAGCAAGUAAUUCACUGGUUGAUUAAGUCUGUUUUGAGAACCCUCAAUAUGCUUCGGUUUCUGAUCAGUCUGAGUAUUGGAGUAUACGCCGGAAUAUACAUAGCCCAAAAUUAUGAGGUGCCGCGAGUGGAACCAACGAAAGUAUACCAGCGAGUACUUCAGUUUCUAGAAGAGAAUAAAAAGAAGCCAUAGCAUACCGUAGCAAUGUAUAUUUCUAAAAUCACUUCCAAUACUAGAAGACAGAUAUGCCAUUAUCGAUAUAAUAUGAUGUAAAUAUAACAUUAUAACUU